GGUCCGUUCCCAGGGUUCAGCGAGAGCUGUUUGCCCCACCCCACCUCUUCAGUGCUGGCUAUCCUCACUGCCCUGGUCCUGGAGGAAAAAAAAGAGGGGAGAAUAGCGUAGAAAAUACAGCCUUUUCGCCGAGCUCGCACAUCAGCCCGUUCGCCGAGGGACUUCCACGGCAGGAGUGGAGGAAUGUGACGAACGCCGUUCUGUUCGCCAGUCUUCGUGCACGUGCGCGAACGUAGCUACUUCGAAUCCCUGAAAGAACACAAAGCUGAGGCUGUCAGUGGACGAGCCAGUUAGCUGUAAGAAUAUGGAGGAAAGCCGAAAGAUUCGUGUCGUUUUGCCAUUUUAGCGCAUUAGGAUCACAACGAGCGCUGCUUUUGGGCUAUUAGGGACUCGGCUGAGAAGGCUUUCCGACGCGAAAGGACGUACAUGUAUUGAAUCUGAAGAGAAGCCCGAGAAGGCCCCUUGGAUUGGGGGAAAAUCAGCAUAGAGCAGCAGCCAUCGCAGAAACGGCGAAAGGAAGAAAAAAUUGAAUUAUUUCCCCAGCACCGAACGACAUACACGGAGCCUUAGUGCAAAAUACGCGAUCCUUUUAUGGAAUUCCGGCUUUUUUGAGAGGGAAUGAACAGCAGGAGAAGGAUACGCAUGCAGUUCGUGUAGUUUAAAUAAUUUUCGCUUGUCUGGCUAGCUAGCUAGGCUAGGCUAGGCUAGGGCCGCCUCUGCGUGGAACGGGGCUGCGACUAGGAAACGAGGAGAGAGAAACACGGCCUUGUCGGUGUUGAAAUGUUAAGAAAUAAACAGGACCCGUCUCCGUCUCACUCCGCAGUGCACAAGAAAUCAAAACGAGCUAUUCUUUCAGUUGGAUGCUCCAGUACGUAGGGCGAAUCCUCUUCGUGACAUGAAAUUAUCCUUCGUUGUUCGCUAUUGGAAAGUUGAGGGUGGAGGCCUCGAGUGAUCAAUGUAUGGAUGGAUAAUAACCUUCAUCUUUGUCUAGGACAUAAACUUUAGCUUGUAAAAAGCGGAGACCUAUCCAAACAUUUGAGAGGGAUCGUCGUUAUAAAAAAAAGUAGGCUACUGUCCCCUUUCACCCAGAGCUAUGAAAAACGCGCAUAAUGAACUUAUUAGUUACACAGCAAUGUCAUCGCUGAAAUAACAGCGGAGGUAGGCUAUAUGUUACAUUGGGACGACUGUGGAAGAUGUAUAGCCUACAUGUCGCCGACAGUUCGAACCAUUUCGUGGAUCAGACGGAUCUAGAAUAGCUCGUUUUAUCUAUUUAUUUUUUUUUUUUCGAUAUCCCCUCUCCCCUGGACCUUUCUUUCGCGGGAAGAUGGGCUGCUUGGGGAAUAGUAAGACCGAAGAUCAGCGGAAUGAAGAGAAGGCGCAAAGAGAAGCGAACAAGAAAAUUGAGAAACAACUUCAGAAAGACAAGCAGAUCUACAGAGCCACGCACAGGCUGCUACUUUUAGGUGCAGGAGAGUCUGGAAAGAGCACUAUUGUCAAGCAGAUGCGGAUCUUGCAUGUUAACGGCUUCAAUGCUGAAGAGAAGAAACAGAAGAUUCAAGACAUCAAGAACAAUAUAAAAGAGGCCAUAGAGACCAUCGUGACAGCUAUGAAUACUCUGACUCCGCCCGUCCAGCUUGCCUGUCCAGAAAACCAACGACGAAUUGAGUACAUUCUCAACUUAUCCAGUCAGAAGGACUUUGAGUUCACAUCUGAGUUCUAUGAGCAUACAAAGACUCUAUGGCAGGACGAUGGAGUGAAGGCCUGUUAUGAGCGCUCCAAUGAGUAUCAGCUGAUUGACUGCGCACAGUACUUUUUAGAUAAAAUAGACAUCGUUCAGCAGGGUGACUACACACCAUCUGACCAGGACCUGCUCAGAUGCAGAGUUCUCACUUCUGGUAUAUUUGAAACAAGAUUCCAGGUGGAUAAAGUGAAUUUCCAUAUGUUUGAUGUAGGUGGCCAGAGAGAUGAGCGGCGGAAGUGGAUUCAGUGUUUUAAUGAUGUAACUGCCAUCAUCUUUGUGGUGGCCAGCAGUAGCUAUAAUAUGGUCAUCCGAGAAGACAAUCAAACCAACCGCUUACAGGAAGCACUUAAUCUCUUCAAAAACAUCUGGAACAACAGAUGGUUGCGAACUAUCUCUGUAAUUCUCUUCCUGAAUAAGCAGGACCUCUUAGCUGAGAAGGUCAUGGCAGGAAAGUCGAAAAUUGAGGAAUAUUUUCCAGAGUUUGCUCGUUACACCACACCGGAUGAUGCAUCCCCUGAGACAGGAGAGGAUCCACGAGUCACAAGGGCGAAAUACUUUAUCCGGGAUGAAUUCCUGAGGAUCAGCACAGCGAGUGGAGACGGCCGGCACUACUGUUACCCACACUUCACCUGUGCAGUAGACACGGAGAAUAUCCGCCGCGUCUUCAACGACUGUCGAGACAUCAUCCAGAGGAUGCACCUCCGCCAGUACGAGCUUUUGUGAUUGGAGGAUCUUCUUGAGCGACAGACUUUAAAAGCCCUUGUGAUUGAAGGAGGUUGCGAGUGAUGGAUUGCCUAAGAGCUGAUGGUCUAAAGGGAGAGGACGUGACUCACUCUCACUACCUGCUGACCUGCUCUUAUGCUGGGCCCCUUAUACAUACAUACAUACAUACAUACAUAUACACACACACACAAACAUACACUGUUGCCCAGGAGAACCAUGCUGUCAGGGGACCAAAAAAAUAAAUGAAAAAAAUAAUAAUAAUAAGAUGCAGCAUCCAUUUGACGCAGCAGCCCCAUUUCAAGACAAUUGACUGCACGCAUACGGACUUUGAGACUAAUUUAAUUCAUACGAUCAUUUGCACAAGUAGAUGCAACACAGACAUAGCCACAAUAGCGCUACCUGACAUAAAAGAAAAAAAGUUAUACACCUGCAAAAACAUAGCUCACAUUUCUCUCGUUUUUACUUCUCGUAUUAGCUCGCCCGCCGAUCAGGGCGCGUGCCAAAUUGCAUACGCGCACAUAUGUGGCUAAACCCCCCGGCAGUACUGUUGACGGCUGAUUUGUGACGACCCUACCCUGGUCCUGUAUCACAUGACUGUGCCUGGCUGUUUCCGAUUGGCUGGAUUGCCUCUGAUUGGCUUCUGUGUUCGCCUCCUCUCUUGCAGAGACUGAUGAUUGCUCGCAGAAUUGUGAGAGAGCAGGACAGACUGCAGAAAAUAAGAAGGACAAUUGAGAAAUGUCUGACUUUGUCACGUGAGACUUGUGUUUAGGUGCUUUCGGAAAGAUGAACUCAAAACGUCGGAACGAUCACAGCUCUCCACUCCGCGUCCCCACUCCCCUCUUUGAUCAUCUAAUUUAAUGCAAAUAAUUUGAUUGACAGCACUCUUGCCUCUGGAUAAAAAAAAAAUAUCUAGUAAAAGAGGGAAAGAAGACUUUUGCCAAUGGAACACUGCUCCCUUCUGCCAUAUUUCUUUUUGGUCCCUCUUUUUCAUCUUCCUAGCCCUUCUUUUCCAGCCCUUGUCUCUCUGUCUCUCUCUCUCUCACUCUUUCUCUCUCCACCCCCUUCUUCUCUUUUUUCCCUGUAUCCCUCUAGCUCUCUUGCUCUCUGUAUCCCUCUAUCUCUCCUGCCCUCCUUCCCCUCUCUCACACUCUCGCUCUCUUUCUCUCUGUAUCUCUCUUGCUCUCUGUAUUCUUCUAUCUGUCUCUGUGUCUCUCUAUUUUACUGCUGGACUAUUAUUCUUGUACAGACUGUAAAAUGUAUUAUUUUGUACUUUAUUGAAAAAAAACUUGUAGAAGAUCCCUGUGCCUUGAUCACAUCACUGCGUGUAUAAAAAAAAGAAACGAAAAAAAAAACAAAAAAAGAACAAAAAAAGAGCUAAAGGCGUAAGGUAUGUCUCUGCGCUGUAUCGCUUGGCCUCUUAGCCACCCUUCCCAUGGGGAAUCAGUUGACCACCCUGAGCCUGUCUUUCUCUAUCACUUUCUCUCUCUUUGUCUCUCUCUCUCUCUCUGUCACUCUCUCUUUCCCCCCAUGUCGCUGCUCCUCUCAUGUUGUGUUACAACUUGUUUUACAUCCAUAUUCCCCCAAAAGAGAGAAAUAAUUAGAACAAAUAUGGAUGUAUAAACAAACUUUUGAUUUUUUCAGCUUUAAUAGAAUCAAAGAAACGUCACCCAUUUGUGCACUUCAUGUUACUGUGCAUUACUGCAACUGCAAUCCUGUUCCCGGGGUGGGGGUGGGGAGGGGCAGGGAAUUUCCUUACUGUUUUAUUUCAGUUUUAGCUUUAAGGUUAAAGGGGAUGGGGUAGAGGUUGUCCAAAUGCAAAACCUGGCUUGUUUCUACAUUAAUUUCAUUUUUUCCUAACUAAAGAAGAAACAAAAAUAA
Molecule: messenger RNA, 4342 nt
Organism: Colossoma macropomum (tambaqui)
Lineage: Eukaryota; Metazoa; Chordata; Actinopteri; Characiformes; Serrasalmidae
Product: guanine nucleotide-binding protein G(s) subunit alpha
Exons: 12
Coding region: 1325-2464 (379 amino acids)
Biological process (GO): adenylate cyclase-activating dopamine receptor signaling pathway; sensory perception of chemical stimulus
Cellular component (GO): heterotrimeric G-protein complex
Molecular function (GO): insulin-like growth factor receptor binding; corticotropin-releasing hormone receptor 1 binding; beta-2 adrenergic receptor binding
Source: RefSeq, a predicted model, not a curated record